AUGCCCGGUAUUGAUUGUGAACCAAUACAGAACGACAUCAAGAUACGCUACAAGAUACACUACAAGAUACACUACAAGAUACGCUACAAGAUACACUACAAGAUACACUACAAGAUAUGCUACAAGAUACGCUACAAGACACGCUACAAGAUACGCUACAAGAUACGCUACAAGAUACGCUACAACAAGAUACGCUACAAGAUACGCUACAAGAUACGCUACAAGAUACGCUACAACAAGAUACGCUACAAGAUACGCUACAAGAUACGCUACAACAAGACACGCUACAAGAUACGCUACAAGAUGCACUACAAGAUACGCUACAAGAUACGCUACAAGAUACGCUACAAGAUACGCUACAACAAGAUACGCUACAAGAUACGCUACAAGAUACGCUACAAGAUACGCUACAAGAUACGCUACAAGAUACGCUACAAGAUACGCUACAAGAUACGCUACAACAAGAUACGCUACAAGAUACGCUACAAGAUACGCUACAACAAGAUACGCUACAAGAUACGCUACAAGAUACGCUACAACAUACGCUACAAGAUAAAACGGCUAAAAAUGUUCAGACAGAACUUUGUAAUUCUAAGAAUGAAUUUAUAA
Molecule: messenger RNA, 609 nt
Organism: Aplysia californica (California sea hare)
Lineage: Eukaryota; Metazoa; Mollusca; Gastropoda; Aplysiida; Aplysiidae
Exons: 1
Coding region: 1-609 (202 amino acids)
Source: RefSeq, a predicted model, not a curated record